AUGGACGAAUGCAGAAAUGACUUUUGUCCUAACUUCUUCCGACACCCUCUCCUUGAUUUCUGGAUCUAUCUUCCAAUUGAUGAGGUGAAACUAGUGAUUAGCAAAAACCAAACAAAUGUGGUAACUAUGAUAUUUAAUGGACGAAAUACAACCAUUGAAAGCUGGUUCUCUCAUAAAAACAUGAAAAGUUCACCAUGGAACGACCUGGCUUCAGCCACCGGAAUUGAAUUCUCAAUUAAGGGACACAAGUUUAAUCGUCGCUUCUAUAUAACAAUACAUGAUAAUUGUGACGGGGACAGAGGCUGGUUGACCAUCAAUGAGGGACCACUUGACUGUCAGUACGAAAAUUCAGAAUACUACCCUUUAAUUCGUUAUUCUGAUACAAAAUCGAAAGUCGUAUGGAACAACGGUUAUGCAUUAGCAGACUCCAUGGCCAUAUUCAUCCGCCUGAGGCAGCAGAACUAACCCAGCACAUGAUACCCAUUGAUACUAUUGAUGUUGUUAACGUCCAUACAAUCCAGUUGACCACCACUGGUGAUCCACACAAGUCACGUUUUACCUGUUAAUAAAGAAUC
Molecule: messenger RNA, 575 nt
Organism: Octopus sinensis (East Asian common octopus)
Lineage: Eukaryota; Metazoa; Mollusca; Cephalopoda; Octopoda; Octopodidae
Exons: 4
Coding region: 1-465 (154 amino acids)
Source: RefSeq, a predicted model, not a curated record